CGCCCCCUUCCGUUUUCAGUGCACUUCCUCUCGCUACAACUACUCCCACUGCAGUUACUCAUAACCGAAACGAACGAACAGGGGCACGCACGCAAACGCAAUGGCGGCACGGUUUCCCUCUCUCCUCUGCGUGGCGCUGCUCUGCCUCUUGGCGCCGCAUUCCCUCGCGCAGACAUCGCCCGCAGCCGCCCCGGCCAACAACGCUCCGCCGAAGCCCUCCUCCAAGGCCACGCCGGCUCCGGUCGCCACCACUCCUACCGCCAGCCCGGCCCCGCCUGCUGCCGACGCAGCACCCCCCACUCCUGCCGCGGCAGCGGCGCCAGCCACUACUACCCCUGCUUCCGCCGCGCCCAAGUCUUCCCCAGCCACCCCUGCCGCCGCGCCCACCACCCCCGUCACAGUACCCGCGCCGGUCCAGGCCCCCACUACGGCACCUCCCACGCCCAAGGCCCCCGCGCCCGUGACAGUACCGGCGCCUGUCCAGGCCCCGGCUAUGGCGCCUCCUAAGCCCAAGGCCCCCGCGCCCGUGACAGCACCGGCGCCUGUCCAGGCCCCGGCUAUGGCGCCUCCUAAGCCCAAGGCCCCCGCGCCUGCACUGCCGAAGGCCACCGCACCUGCCCCCGCGGCAACCGCUCCUGCCGUAGUUGCACCAGCGGCCGCUGCUCCCACAGUUGAGGCACCGGCAGCCGCUGCUCCCACCGUUGAGGCACCGGCGGCCGCUUCCCCCGCGCUCGUUCCAGCAGCGGCGCCGGCCCCGGAGACGAAGCCCAUCGAAGGACCGGCCCCCGCGCCAGCCAAGAAGAAGUCGUCGUCCAAGGACAAGAAGAAGAAGAAGAAGAUGGCCCCCGCCCCGGCUCCGGCCGCAGUGGCACCCGUCGCCAAGGCCACCGAGGCGCCCGUCUCUGCCGCUGCGGCCCCCGGACCCAGCGGAGCAUCCACCGCCGCCGACACCGCAAAUGCUGCGGGAAGAACCACCCAGACGAUGGCGAGCAUGAUUCUGGUGGCGCUUGGCGUCGUGGCGAUGCUCGCCUAGAUCCUCCCUAGGGACAGUUCAACCCGAUCGAUGCGAUUGAUGCGUGUGUUUGUGUGCGCGCAGGUCCCUUUUCCGCUGUGUGGAUUUGGACAAGGGACACGAGGCCAGCCCUUUUCUUGUUCUUGUGUGCAGUAGCGCUCGUGUUGUGCGGAUUCCUGCUUUGCCUUGCCUUGAGAGACAACUGCGCAGAUUGUGAUACGAGAGAGACAGAGAGAGUGAGUGCAUGUGUAUUGUUAAAAUUAUUUAUUCAUAUUUAUACAGCAUUGUUACUGUUCUAUUUA
Molecule: messenger RNA, 1314 nt
Organism: Brachypodium distachyon (stiff brome)
Lineage: Eukaryota; Viridiplantae; Streptophyta; Magnoliopsida; Poales; Poaceae
Product: skin secretory protein xP2
Exons: 2
Coding region: 101-1033 (310 amino acids)
Source: RefSeq, a predicted model, not a curated record